Molecule: messenger RNA, 1080 nt
Organism: Colletotrichum karsti
Lineage: Eukaryota; Fungi; Ascomycota; Sordariomycetes; Glomerellales; Glomerellaceae
Product: 30S ribosomal protein S7
Exons: 3
Coding region: 1-1080 (359 amino acids)
Biological process (GO): ribosomal small subunit assembly; translation
Cellular component (GO): ribosome
Molecular function (GO): structural constituent of ribosome; mRNA binding; rRNA binding
Source: RefSeq, a predicted model, not a curated record
AUGUCUCUGCGGCCGAGCCUCCGCACAGCAUGCCGGGCGCUCGCGCUGCGGUCGCGGCCCGUGGCGGCGGCGGCCUCGAGACGGGAACCCUUGGCCUGGGCCACGACGAGAAGAGGAUACGCGGACGAGGCCGGUGCUGGUGAGAUUCCGGCGAUCAGGAAACUCGGGGCCGCUUCCGAGGCGGAGCGUGCUGCGGCGGCGGCUGCUAAGGCACAGAAUGCGGCGGCGGCGAGAAAUCAGACGGGCGAGGGCGAGACCGAGGCUUGGACACAAGAAGACGCCGACGCCGCGAAAGACAUGCUCAUCGACGCGGCCGCAGCAGAGAGACCCGAGGGCGGCCUGACCGAGGCCCAGGAAGAGGCGUACUACGAAGAAGGCGUCAUCCCCCCGACGCCCGCGAACGGCGACCCCAUCCGCCAACUCGAGAUCAUGGCCGCCGGCGGCGUCGUCGCCGAGCUGCAGGAUCCCUUUGGGCAGAUGGAAAUCUCGGGAGGAGGAAACAGGGGACACAAGUUCCCGCUGCCCUCGCUGCCCCUCCCGCCGCACAGCCACCUCAAGUCCCGGUAUCACCCCGUGCUCGACCAGUUGACCAACCUGAUGAUGCGGGACGGCAAGAAGAGUCUGGCGCAAAGGAACAUGGCCAUGGUCCUCAACUUCCUCCGCACAUCCCCUCCCCCGAUCAUCAACCCGCGAUUCCCGCUCCUCCCCGGCGCCCCGCCGCCGGCCCACCUCCCGCUCAACCCGGUGCUAUACAUGACGCUGGCCGUGGACUCGGUGGCGCCGCUCGUCAAGAUCCGCCGCAUCCCCGGCGGCGCCGGCGGUGGCCGGCCGCUCGAGCUGCCCGCGCCCCUGGCGGUGCGCCAGAGGCGGCGCAUGGCCUUCCAGUGGGUGCUGGACGUGGUCAACAAGAAGCCCUCCAAGGGGUCCGGCCGGACGCAGUUCGCGCACCGGCUGGCCGAGGAGAUCGUCGCCGUCGUCGAGGGCAGGUCGCCCGUGUGGGACAAGCGGCUGGUGCUGCACAAGCUCGGCACGGCCACGCGUGCCAACCUGGGCGUCAAGCCCGUGAAGCAGGGCAAAUAA